This is a messenger RNA of Salvia hispanica, 1034 nucleotides long. RefSeq names its product ras-related protein RABA4d-like. Lineage: Eukaryota; Viridiplantae; Streptophyta; Magnoliopsida; Lamiales; Lamiaceae. The record is from RefSeq and is a predicted model, not a curated record. Gene Ontology annotation, molecular function: GTPase activity; GTP binding.
UUCAUCAAUUGAAAUCUCUGUCGAACCCUAAUCUCAAAUCAUUGAUCCACUCAAUUUCGCACCAAACUCACUCCAGUCAGCCGGAAAAUUAUACAAAUUUUGCGGUCCGGAUGAGAACGGUCGAUUUUCGCAUAUGAGAAUGAUCCAUUGGAAGGGGAGAUUAUUGUUGAUCUUCGUCCGCAGUGAAAAAUCGUGAUGAUCUGAUCGGAAGAGAGGAUCGAAAGGCAAUGUCAAAUUUUGGAGGGGAUUUUAAUCAGAAGAUUGAUUAUGUGUUCAAGGUGGUGUUGAUAGGGGAUUCCGCGGUGGGGAAAUCGCAGUUGCUGUCUAGGUUUGCGAGGAAUGAAUUUAACUUGGAAUCGAAGGCCACAAUUGGGGUUGAAUUCCAAACCAAGUCACUUAUCAUCGAUCAGAAAACUGUAAAGGCACAGAUUUGGGACACUGCGGGUCAAGAGAGGUAUCGAGCGGUGACGAGUGCAUACUACAGAGGCGCGGUUGGUGCAAUGCUGGUAUACGACAUAGCAAAACGCCAAUCCUUUGAUCACAUGGCGAGAUGGCUGGAGGAGCUGAGAGGGCAUGCUGACAAGAACAUCGUGAUAAUGCUGAUCGGGAACAAGUCCGAUUUAGGGACACUCCGAGCAGUCCCCACAGAGGAUGCUCAGGAGUUUGCUGAGAGGGAGAAUCUCUACUUCAUGGAGACGUCAGCUCUUCAAGCAACGAAUGUGGAGGGCGCGUUCAUGACCAUUCUCACGGAGAUAUAUCGGAUUGUGAGCAAGAAAGCUCUGGCUGCCAAUGGCGAAUAUUCGAAGUCGACAUCUUUGAAGGGGACUGCCAUCAUUGUCAGUGGUCAAGGAGAGACACAGUCUAAGUCUGGUUGUUGCACAUGACCAAGUUUUCUUGUUUCUUCAUCUUUACUCGAUGAUUGUACACAUCGUUUUUGGUUUAGAUUAGUCUAUUUUUUUGUGGUUCAAUUUCACAGAACUGGUGUUGCAUGAUUGAGCAUAUUUUGAUGUAGGCAGUUUCUUCUCUGUCUCAAA